Messenger RNA from Cryptomeria japonica (Japanese cedar), 1974 nucleotides. RefSeq lists its product as uncharacterized. The transcript has 3 exons. The record is from RefSeq and is a predicted model, not a curated record. Lineage: Eukaryota; Viridiplantae; Streptophyta; Pinopsida; Cupressales; Cupressaceae. The coding region runs from base 292 to 1572 and encodes 426 amino acids.
UUAUUUCUUCUCAUAAAAAUUAUUUCUUCUGUUCUAUAAAGAUAAAUCCUGAAACUGCUUCUAGGAGAAUUUGUCAUUAAUGGAUUGCUGAUACACCCUUCCCUAGCUACGUUGUCAAAACUAGAGAUAAAAUAAGCAGGAUAACCACCAUACCUGGGCUAUACAUACGAUUCGAAGAAAGCUUUGUAUAUAUUCGAGAGGCAAACCAACGAGAAAAGAAGGAAAAAAAUACGCAUCACGCUUUCUGUAGUACUAAUUGCUGAAGAGAAAAAAGUGGGAUUUCAUUUUCAGAUGUCGUGGCUGGUUCGAUCCCUCGCUGCCCCAUUUCAAGAGCAAAACGAGCAGACACCCAACAUCCACAACGAUGGGGAUGAGCCACGCGAGGCAAAAGAAGAAAACCCUUCAUCUACUGGCAUCGGAGUGAAGGAAGAUCUUUCAGAGCUUACAAAUACCCUCAAACGCCAAUUCUGGGGCGUUGCCCACUUCAUAGCGCCGCCUCCCUCCGUCAAAGUCGCUGACGACCCGUCGCCCGAAGACAGUGAUGCCCCUGAUCGAUUUCAGACCGAUAUUCCCGGGAGAUUCAAAACGGGCUUCUCGCGUAUCUCCUCUGUCAUACAAAGCCUCGCAACGGAUCAAGAUGAAUCUCAAUUUGAAUCUGAGGAUAAAAUUAGUGGGUCUCCUAAGCCUGUGAAUUUUUCAGCCAGUAUUAGUGAAAUUUCUAGGCUUGCGUCGAGCUUUCUGAGUUCGAAUUUGGGGAAAUUGAACGAGGGGGAUGAAGAUAGGGUUGUGGGUUUGACGGAAGAAGUUCUCGGCUUUGCAGCUGAUGUGACGCAGCAUCCCGGAACUUGGUUGGAUUUUCCCUUGGACAGAGAAGAUGGAGAUGAUUUUGAUAUGUCUGAUGUUCAGCAAGAGCAUGCCCUGGGUGUUGAACGUCACGUCCCAAGUCUAGCUGCCCUAAGGAUUGAUCUUUGCCCAGGGUAUAUGAGUGAAAAUCGAUUCUGGAUGAUAUAUUUUGUUCUCAUACACCCUCGACUUAGCCAGGAAGACGCACUUCUUCUUUCGACACCCCCAAUAUUGGAGGCCAGAGCCUUGCUUUCACAGGAGUUGCAGAGAAGAAGUAUGACUGAAUCAAGUAAUGUUGAAAGAGGUUUGGAUACUGCAGAAGGAACAAGUCCCCUGGUUCCUCAAAAGCUGGAAAAUGAGCAAUUGUUACCAAUUACAAACAACCAUGAAAAGGCAGAAUCCAUCGAGUCUGUAUCACCUGCAAGUACAACAUCAGUAACUGCUAAUAACGUUGAGGGAGAUCACCAACUGUCCAGUAUGAGGGAAACAUCUAGUCAGACAAUUCCAACCGAGGAUUUGUCUCUUCAGAAGAAAGAUGUAAUGAUAGGGUCUUCAAAUCAGUCAGACCUGAAGCAUGAUGAUGAAGAUCAAGAGGUAGAAGACUGGCUGCAAGAAGAAGCAGAUGGACAUGAAGCACCUACAAGCAACACCCCACAAUUGGGAAAUGAGGAAGAUGUUUCCUUCAGUGAUCUAGAAGAUGAUGAUGAUGAUGAUGAUGCACAUAAAUAAACAGCUUCUCAGAGUGUAUCCUGCAUUGGAAAAUUCAUCAGGAUACAAAAGAUGAUUAAUUCAGCUCAAUAGAGGUCUUUGUACUUAGCAUUGUGCUAGUUGAAAUGCAGUCAAUGCAAAUAAAUAGGAAUUGAGGAUUGUACAUUCAAUUAAUGUCAAUUCCUUGAAGUUGUCAACAAUGUUCAGUUGGGCAGCUGACAAAGAUGACAGUGCUUACAAUGCCGACUUUGGCAUAAGACAAUGCUUCUUGUUAUGGACAAAAUAUGUGUUGGAUACUUAGGCUACUGAGUUUUUGUUGGCUGAUUUCCUUUCGUUUUUAUUAAACGAUGUAUAUAUUGGUUACUGAUACUGUAUUAUCAUCUUUGUUAAUCAAAUGUUAAUAUUUUAAACCAUUUGUCUUUA